Molecule: messenger RNA, 1299 nt
Organism: Cannabis sativa
Lineage: Eukaryota; Viridiplantae; Streptophyta; Magnoliopsida; Rosales; Cannabaceae
Product: cyclic dof factor 1
Exons: 2
Coding region: 148-1176 (342 amino acids)
Biological process (GO): regulation of DNA-templated transcription
Molecular function (GO): DNA binding; DNA-binding transcription factor activity
Source: RefSeq, a predicted model, not a curated record
GUUGAGUACUUUUAUAAGUGUUGUUAUAAAGAGUUUUUUCCUUUGAAACAUUUAUUUUUGUUUCCUAUAAUUUUAGUUUGGUUUUGGUUAUGGGUUUUUGGAGAUGUGAAUUUGAGUUUUGUGUGGAAAUAAAUUUGGUUGUUAAUUAUGUCUCAAAUUAAGAAUAUUAGUGAUCAAAAUUGUAUUAGUAGUAAGGAUCAUCAUCAUCAUCAUCAAGGUAUUAAGCUCUUUGGAAGAACAAUUCCCUUAUCACAUAAUCAAAUUCCAACCAAUCCUCAAUUCAAGGAUUGUAAAAGUGAUCAUAUAACCAAAUCAAAGAUAGAGAGCUCUGUUGAAACAAAUUCAGAAGAACAAGAUCAAAAAGUGUUUAAGAAACCAGAUAAGAUAAUUCCAUGUCCAAGAUGCAAAAGUAUGGAGACAAAAUUUUGUUACUUCAACAACUACAAUGUCAAUCAACCUAGACAUUUUUGUAAAAAUUGCCAGAGAUAUUGGACAGCUGGCGGCUCGAUGAGGAAUGUUCCUAUAGGGGCAGGACGGCGAAAGAACAAACACUUAGCCUCUCAGUUUCGUCAGAUAAUGGCAUCUGGGGAAGGCGCGCGCAUCACUAGUAAUAGUGAUGAGCCGUCAAAUGGAAAAGUCUUGACAUUUUGUCAUAAUGGUGAUGAUUCAUCGUUGGAAGGAAAUGUGACCGAGCAACAUGCUGCUCGGUCUCAUCCUCCUCAACAAUGUUACCCUGUUGUGUCAUGGGAUCCAACACAACAUUCUCAUCAACAAUUUGUUGUGUCAAAUCCCAGUGAUUCAAGCCAGGUUCAAUGGCUUGAAGCGCCGAUUUUGUCUGUUCCAACAACUGUUCCGAUCCAAUUUGUACAAGCAGCCUCGUACUGGGGCUGUAUGCCUAUUUGGGCUGCAGCUCGGGGGAAUGUUUCAGUUUUGCCUACUCUUGGCAAACACUCUAGAGAAGAAUCCGAGGAGGGUGUUUUGGCCCCGAGUGAGGCUUCGAAGAAUCAAAUUCAAGGCGGUUUAGGGUUUGAAUUUGACAAAGAAAAUUCUGUUUACAAAAAAUUAGCACAUAGUAAAAUAGAAGGAAAGGAUAAUGUAUUAUAUUCUUCUUCUCCUGUCCUUGAAGCAAAUCCAGCUGCAAUUUCUCGCUCUCAUUCAUUUCAAGAGAGCACAUAAUUAAUUAAGCUACAUUAUUUUACAUGUUUUAAUAUCUAUAUUUAUAUUUAUAGAUAUAGAUACAUUUGUAUACAAUGUUGUUAUUUUAGUAAGAUUAACUGUUAUAGAACUUCACUACUUACA